Diachasma alloeum is the source of this 514-nucleotide messenger RNA. RefSeq lists its product as uncharacterized. The coding region runs from base 17 to 493 and encodes 158 amino acids. The transcript is spliced from 2 exons. The record is from RefSeq and is a predicted model, not a curated record. Lineage: Eukaryota; Metazoa; Arthropoda; Insecta; Hymenoptera; Braconidae.
CAAGUACUAAAAAAAGAUGGUGUUUAAAAAAUUCUGUGUUAUAGCUCUUGCUUGCGCUUAUUUUGUUCACUCUGCACCGAAGCAUACUUUUUUGCAUCUACCAUCAAAUCAGGACGAUUUAUUCAACAAAAUUGGAAAAGCUGCUUACGAGAUUCUUGAUGAGAAAGAGAAGGUUUUCAGGGAUAACAUGGACUCCAUGAUUGAGACUGGAAAGACCCUUUAUAAUGCUAGUAUACAAUCGUGGAAUACCAAAAUGGUACUUGUCAAAUUACCUUUCCGAUUUGUAUUGAAAUUGUUCGGAAAACACACCAAACAGCCAGAAGAGCCUAAUAACGAAAACCCGGUGAAGUCCUCAAACGACGUUCCGGCCAUUCAACCGGACAAACCUGUGGAUGAAGCUCCGGCCGAGCAGCCGGACAAACCUUGUGGAGGAGGCUCCGGCAAAGCAGCCGGAGAAACUGCUAAGGAGGUUCCGCUAAAAAAUAAUGCCUAAAUUUGGUGAUGACUCGCUUGA